AUGGAGGACGAAGAAUUAAAGGCAAUAAGAGCUGCACGUCUGCAGGAAUUGCGGCAAAAUUCCGGUCACAAUGGAAAUUCCAGCAAUGGACCAUCAGGUAGUAACGGAUCAAAUCAAAAUGAUGCAGCACAAAUGAUGAUGACACAACUUUUGGAACCAGAAGCAAAGGAAAGACUUGCUAGAGUGAAACUGGUAAAGCCAGAACGUGCAGAUGCAGUUAUGAAAUAUCUUAUGCAACUCUAUCAAUCAGGAGCUAUCGAAAGAAAAGUGAAUGAAGAUCAGAUUGUUGACGUUUUAGAGAAAGUUGCCAGUGACGAAAGGAAGCAAAACGACACAGAAAUCGUCUUUGAUAGACGAGAUAAAAGUGGGGAAGGGGAUGUUGAAGAUGAUGAUUUCUUUGAUUAA
This is a messenger RNA of Brettanomyces bruxellensis, 405 nucleotides long. RefSeq lists its product as uncharacterized. Bases 1 to 405 code for a protein of 134 amino acids. Lineage: Eukaryota; Fungi; Ascomycota; Pichiomycetes; Pichiales; Pichiaceae. Gene Ontology annotation, molecular function: DNA binding. Gene Ontology annotation, cellular component: nucleus; cytosol. The transcript has a single exon. The record is from RefSeq and is a predicted model, not a curated record.